AUGGAAGGUAUUGAUCUUGGCUUUUUGGCAGAAGGUAGUCUCAAGCAAAGCGAUUUGUUUGACGUGGAAUGUAGUCGAAUUGGAGGACCUCCCCUAUUACUCCGGUCAGAAGAUGUAUCUUCUUUAAAGGAAAGAUGUGAUUCCAACAUGGACCUUUUAUUACAAAUGUACGCACCCAAGAACAAUGACGACUCGUUUCACCGUAUCAUCUAUGUCUUUGCCAACAAAGAUGGGAAAACUCAACAAGAAGGAUGGACGAAGGGGGUCCGUGUGUUCAGAUGCCAGGCUUCAGAAUCGGAAUUCGAAAACCUCAACCUUACAUUAGAUGAGAGUUCAAAUUCAAAACUAUGUAAUGCACGGGAAAUAGAGGUGGAUUCUGAGCCAUCGAAUGAAGCAUUGGAAGUUCAGCCAAAAAUCCUUGAGGACGUGAAAGUGGAAACCGAAAAUCCAACAAACGAGCCUUAUACAAAAGCUACUGGUGACACUUCCUUUCUAAAAUUCCAGAAGCGUAUAUCCAGAGCUCCAGACCAAAUACUACGCUAUUAUCAUUCUGCUUCCGCCGAGCCUUUAUGGUGUAAUAAGGAUGGAAUCCCUACCAGUGUCCCCGAUUGCUCUUGUGGUGCAAAGCGGAUUUUAGAAGCGCAAAUUGUCUCUACUUUAUUAACUGAGUUGAAUAUUGACCACUCUGCGGAAGAUGCCCUUGACUGGGGUGUCCUAUCCAUAUACACUUGCUCUGAAUCUUGUAAUUUAGCAAACAAGGGUAUUGCAGAAGAAGUAUGCUGGCUUCAAAAGUUUUCAGAUCAAGGCAUUGAAGCACCUGAGUAA
Messenger RNA from Schizosaccharomyces osmophilus, 825 nucleotides. RefSeq names its product SSU-rRNA maturation protein Tsr4-like protein 2 Tsr402 (gene trs402). Lineage: Eukaryota; Fungi; Ascomycota; Schizosaccharomycetes; Schizosaccharomycetales; Schizosaccharomycetaceae. Gene Ontology annotation, cellular component: cytoplasm; nucleus. The transcript has 2 exons. The coding region runs from base 1 to 825 and encodes 274 amino acids. The record is from RefSeq and is a predicted model, not a curated record.